Apodemus sylvaticus (European woodmouse) is the source of this 1152-nucleotide messenger RNA. It is a transcript of the gene Neurod2, whose product is annotated as neuronal differentiation 2. The record is from RefSeq and is a predicted model, not a curated record. NCBI's taxonomy places the organism in Eukaryota, Metazoa, Chordata, Mammalia, Rodentia, Muridae. Gene Ontology annotation, molecular function: protein dimerization activity. Gene Ontology annotation, biological process: nervous system development; regulation of DNA-templated transcription.
AUGCUGACCCGCCUGUUCAGCGAGCCCGGCCUCCUCUCGGACGUGCCCAAGUUCGCUAGCUGGGGCGACGGCGACGACGACGAACCGAGGAGCGACAAGGGCGACGCGCCGCCGCAGCCUCCUCCUGCUCCCGGGUCGGGGGCUCCAGGACCCGCCCGGGCUGCCAAGCCAGUGUCUCUUCGUGGAGGAGAAGAGGUUCCCGAACCCACGUUGGCUGAGGUCAAGGAGGAAGGAGAGCUGGGCGGCGAGGAGGAGGAGGAAGAGGAGGAGGAGGAAGGACUGGACGAGGCGGAAGGCGAGCGGCCCAAGAAACGCGGGCCGAAGAAACGCAAGAUGACCAAGGCGCGCCUGGAGCGCUCCAAGCUGCGGCGACAGAAGGCCAACGCGCGGGAGCGCAACCGUAUGCACGACCUGAACGCGGCGCUGGACAACCUGCGUAAGGUGGUGCCCUGCUACUCCAAGACGCAGAAGCUGUCCAAGAUCGAGACGCUGCGCCUGGCCAAGAACUACAUCUGGGCUCUCUCGGAGAUCUUGCGCUCCGGGAAGCGGCCCGAUCUGGUGUCCUACGUGCAGACUCUGUGCAAGGGGCUGUCGCAGCCCACCACGAAUCUGGUGGCCGGCUGCCUGCAGCUCAACUCUCGUAACUUCCUCACGGAGCAGGGCGCGGACGGCGCCGGCCGCUUUCACGGCUCGGGUGGCCCGUUCGCCAUGCAUCCGUACCCGUACCCGUGCUCGCGCCUGGCAGGCGCACAGUGCCAGGCGGCUGGCGGCCUGGGCGGUGGCGCGGCGCACGCCCUGCGGACCCACGGCUACUGCGCCGCCUACGAGACGCUGUACGCGGCGGCGGGUGGCGGCGGCGCCAGCCCGGACUACAACAGCUCCGAGUACGAGGGUCCGCUCAGCCCCCCGCUCUGUCUCAACGGCAACUUCUCGCUCAAGCAGGACUCAUCCCCCGAUCACGAGAAGAGCUACCACUACUCUAUGCACUACUCGGCGCUGCCGGGCUCGCGGCCCGCGGGCCACGGGCUGGUCUUCGGCUCGUCGGCCGUGCGCGGGGGCGUCCACUCCGAGAAUCUCUUGUCUUACGAUAUGCACCUUCACCACGAUCGGGGCCCCAUGUACGAGGAGCUCAACGCGUUUUUCCAUAACUGA